AUGGAGCCGGAGUACAAGAGAUACAGAAUCGCCUCGAUCCCUGGCGACGGCAUCGGGCCCGAGGUCAUCUCGGCGGGAAUCGCGGUGCUGGAAACGCUCUCGAAGGCCUUCUCGCACUUGUUCACGUUCGAAUUCACCCCCUUCGACUGGUCUAGCGACAAGUACCUCAAAGACGGGCGGUACGUACCCGAGAACGGCCUCGAAGAGCUGCGCACGUACGACGCCAUCCUGUUCGGCGCCGUCGGCGACCGCAGAGUGCCCGACCACAUCUCGCUGUGGGGGUUGAGGCUCGCCAUCUGUCAGCCGUUGCAGCAGUUUGCCAACGUGCGGCCGACGCGGAUCCUGCGCGGCGUCACCUCGCCUUUGUCGGCGUGUCAGGGGACUCUGGAGAAUGCCAAAAAGCUGGAUUGGGUGAUUAUCCGGGAGAACAGCGAGGGCGAGUACGCCGGGCACGGAGGGCGGUCGCACGUGAACCAGGCGUGGGAAGUGGGCACCGAAGUGAGCGUCUUCACGCGGCACGGAUGCGAGCGGCUCCUGCGAUUCGCGUACGAGACGGCGCGGGCGCGGCCACGCAAGACGCUCACGUUCGUGACAAAGUCCAACGCGCAGCGCAACGGGAUGGUGCUGUGGGACGAGGUCAACGAGGCCGUGGCGCGCGACUUCCCCGACGUGCGCAGCGACAAGAUGCUGGUCGACGCCAUGACGUGCCGCAUGGUGCUGCAGCCCGAGACCAUCGACGUCGUCGUGGCCACCAACCUGCACGCCGACAUCCUGUCGGACCUGGCGGCCUCACUGGCCGGGUCCAUCGGCAUCGCCCCGACCAGCAACCUGGACCCGACCCGCAAGAACCCCAGCAUGUUCGAGCCCAUCCACGGGUCCGCGUGGGAUAUUGCGGGCCAGGGCGUCGCCAACCCCAUCGGCACCUUUUGGACCUGCGCCGAGAUGGUGCGCUGGCUGGGCCAGCCGGUGGCCGCCGACGUGCUGAUGGCCGCCAUUGAGCGCACCUUGGACGCGGGUGUCAAGACCCGCGACCUGGGCGGGAAUGCCACCACCGCACAGGUCACGGACAGGGUGUGUGCCGACAUCUUCGAAGUUGUCCGCGAGCAAGCCGUCGUUAACGGCGGGAAAUAA
Messenger RNA from Fonsecaea nubica, 1131 nucleotides. Its product is annotated as tartrate dehydrogenase. The record is from RefSeq and is a predicted model, not a curated record. Lineage: Eukaryota; Fungi; Ascomycota; Eurotiomycetes; Chaetothyriales; Herpotrichiellaceae. The transcript has 2 exons. Gene Ontology annotation, molecular function: oxidoreductase activity, acting on the CH-OH group of donors, NAD or NADP as acceptor; NAD binding; magnesium ion binding. Bases 1 to 1131 code for a protein of 376 amino acids.